CUUAUCGCCGCUGUUUCGUUAUAAAUUUUAAGGUGAGGCGUUCUUCUGUGGAUAAAAGUGGUUCGAAGAUGAAUCAUUGCAACCUUCAGCAGAACGCCUUCAUGUCCUCUGGCGAAUCCAGACAAUUUGUUGUUCCUGAAUCUUCUGUUGUUUGUCCUAAGCCUCGUCGCGUUAGCAUCCUCUCCAGUAACGUUGUUCAUCAGCUUAAAUCACAUUCCAGUAAACCAGAAGCUGAUGAUGAUGUAUGUGAUUCUCAAGCCGGGGCAGAGCUUUUGGACAUCAUUCGUAGAAAGGGAGAAACAUUAUCUGCUGUAGCUUCAUCUCCUCCAUAUUUUCUUGGGUCUCCCCCAAGCAGAGUAUCAAACCCGUUAGCACAAGAUGCACGAUUUGGAGAUGAAAAACUCAACACUGUCUCACCCUCACUCUCACCAUUCCUCCCAUCUUCAUCUCCAUCGCCAUCUCGUGUCAAAGGAGGGGGUUGUGGUGGUCGCGUGAAGUUUGGGAUUAAACCGGCAGCUGUUAGAGUAGAAGGAUUCAACUGCUUAAACAGGGACCGCCAAAGCUCCAACAUAUAUGCCAUGGCUUAGAAGACGGAAAGAAAGAAGAAGGAACAGAGAUUCACAAAAAAAAAAGUGUAUAUAAAAGCCAGAAUCAAGACUCCCUGUUAUAAGCAUAUAUUUGUAUUUUUGAAGGUGAAGAGGAAAGUUAAAGAUCAGUGUCUACAUCACCAGUUAAGUCUUUUACCGCAGUUUUCUUUAACUUUGAGAUCGAUAUUGUGUAUAUAUACCGUAACCAAAGAUGUGUUAAUCUUCUCUUUAUUGAGUCUCGUUGUAACAUAUUAAACCAAUUUGGAGUCUUUGUUCCUUUUCUUUUUGUAUGUAAAAAAGCUUGUAUAAACACUGGAGAUUCACAAUCUUUGUAAAAUGUAACUUCGAUAAAUAUGAAUACUCUUUAUUAUUCAAUCAAGUCUCUAUAUUGGCGCCUAAUUCGCUUGUCACGUACGGAUAUACACGAGAGGAAAGGAACGACGUGUAAUGGCGAAUGAUACGGAGUUGUCGGUCGGUGACUUGCGAAGAAGAUCCGUAACGUGAUACUUACGGAGUUACGGUCUAUUCAACGUCGAAGAUUCCAUCAAUGUUGUGCCGUGAACAAAACAUGUAAACUCAUGGACUAGUUGAAGUAAUGGAAACGAGUUCUGAGUAGUUA
Molecule: messenger RNA, 1206 nt
Organism: Eruca vesicaria subsp. sativa (arugula)
Lineage: Eukaryota; Viridiplantae; Streptophyta; Magnoliopsida; Brassicales; Brassicaceae
Source: the annotation of a GenBank genome assembly